UGUCUUUCAGCUCCCGGACAGCACCGCCGUGGCCGCCUGUCGGGCUCAGUGCGCCGCCGUGGGGGCCGCCGUCUCUGCGCGCGCCCACCGUAGGGGGCUGGAUCUCCUGAUUGGAUCCAGCUGUUGCUAAAAGUGCUCGGUGGGGGCCGUCACAUCUGCAUUGCUAAAUGAUCUGCGCAGCCCAGCGGUCCGAGCACAAAACGGGACGGCGAAGUUGGGGUUUGUUUUGCUUUUUUUUUUUUUUUUGCUUUUUUUUUUUUUUUUUUCUCGACGGAGGAAAUUCCUGUAAGAGUUGGUCAAUGUGCCGAAGCUUCAGCUCGAUCACACAGUGGUUAAUGAAAACCUGGUUUCGACUUUCGCGUAAGGGCGCAUAGUUGGAGGGAGCCCCGCUGGGAUUCGGGUUUACGGGUCGUCUAAAUCUUUCUUUUUUAAAAGGGAGUUCACCAGGAGCCAUUAAACAAUGCCGUUGGAAACGCGCGCUCUCAGGUUUUGUUCUUCUCUAAGGCUAUGCUUCUGUCGAGCUCCAGCCAGCUGUCCUCCACUAGGCUUCACAAAACUAAAAUUCCCCAUUUGCAGGAUGUUGGCCGCUCUGGUAUUUACUCUGCUUUGCAUCCAGUCAGCACACGGACAGCCCUGCCCGUACGGCUUUGAAUAUAACAGGAAUUUAGGACAAUGUUCAGAUGUGAACGAGUGCAGCUGGCCGCAGCCGUGCCAAGGAGAGAUGCUCUGCGUCAACCGGAUCGGAGGCUACCAGUGCCUCUCCAGCGACUACUACGACCGGCCUUACAGACGGGUGAGCCCCGCUCAGCCUGAGCCGAGCUACCCGGACCCCUCCGACAGAAUCCCGGACACGUUCGCGCGGGCUCCCGCGAGAGCCGCGGAGCCGAGUUACCCCAUAGUGAGCAAUCCCGCGCUGUGCACCUUGGGGUACGCUCUGGCGGCGGACGGCACCUGCAACGACAUCGACGAAUGUGAGACAAACUCCCACCACUGUAACCCCACGCAGGUCUGCAUCAACACCGCCGGCGGCUACACCUGCUCCUGCACCGAAGGCUAUUGGCUCAUAGCCGGACAGUGUCAAGAUAUUGAUGAGUGUCGCUAUGGUUACUGCCAACAACUGUGUGCCAACGUCGCUGGCUCUUAUUCCUGCUCGUGUAAUCCCGGCUUCCUCCUUAAUCCAGACAGCCGGACCUGUCAGGAUGUGGACGAAUGUGAGGAACAACCUUGCAGUCACGGCUGUUUCAACACCUACGGCUCUUUUAUGUGCAACUGUGACGAAGGAUACGAGCUGGCGUCCGACGGCACAACCUGCAUCGACCUGGAUGAGUGCAGCUUCUCUGAGUUUCUGUGCCAGUUCAGAUGCGUGAACACCCCCGGCUCGUUCUCCUGCAUCUGCCCGCCCGGGUAUUAUUUAUACGAGGACAGCCGGAGCUGUGAAGACGUCAAUGAAUGUGACACUGGUAACAACACCUGUACAACAGAACAAGUGUGUUUCAAUUUCCAGGGAGGCUAUACAUGCCUGAAUCCUUUACAGUGUCAGCCUCCUUACAUCGCCGUUAGCGACAAUCAGUGCAUGUGUUCAGCUGAGAACCCUGCCUGCAGGGACUUGGCUUUCACCGUUCUGUACCGACACAUGGACUUGUCGUCGGGGCGCAGUGUGCCUGCCGAUAUCUUCCAGAUGCAGGCCACCACGCGCUAUCCCGGCGCCUUCUACAUCUUCCAGAUAAAGUCGGGCAACAGCGGACGGGAGUUUUACAUGAGGCAAACCAGCAACGUGAGCGCCACCCUCGUCCUGACGCGGCCCAUCAAAGGGCCGCAGGUGUUGGUGCUGGACCUGGAGAUGGUCACGGUCAACAACGUCAUCAACUUCCGAGGAAGCUCCAUCAUCAGGCUGACGAUAUACGUGUCAGAGCAUCCGUUCUGAGAACCCACACGCAGCUGCGCUCACAUGUAACUGGUGUAAUUCUUUUGUUUGAGAAUACUCUUCUUUUCUUUUCUUUUUUUUUUUUCUGUUCAAACACUUCCCGAUAAAGACUCGGACAAGAUCACUGGACGCGAAGGCAUUCCUUUUGCCGGAACGUCCUCGGGUUUCCUGGACGCUGGAUGCUUUUCCAGCUGCGGACACAGAGGAAUAUUUAUAGUCUACAAUUUCAUACGUCCUCUUCUGCGACGGCGCGGCUCAGAUUACUAAUCGAGUGUUGGUGUUUGUGCUCGGGGAUCCCGUCUCUUCACAUUGUGAAAGCGACAGUAGAUGCCGUCAUUUCAUGCCUUACCGAACGCAAGAAAAGCAGGUUAUCGGAACCAAAGAGUAAGCUACCUGUGUGUUUCCCGCCAAAGGUGGGGGAAGGAAAAAACAAAAAAAGUGUUUGAGAUUAUGUAACGAGCAGUCAUUAAUUAAAAUAUAGAUCACAGAUUCUUUUAGAACAAUAAAUGAGUUCAUCACAUCCUGGA
Molecule: messenger RNA, 2451 nt
Organism: Gambusia affinis (western mosquitofish)
Lineage: Eukaryota; Metazoa; Chordata; Actinopteri; Cyprinodontiformes; Poeciliidae
Gene: fbln5
Product: fibulin 5
Exons: 11
Coding region: 461-1924 (487 amino acids)
Molecular function (GO): calcium ion binding
Source: RefSeq, a predicted model, not a curated record